Molecule: messenger RNA, 723 nt
Organism: Chenopodium quinoa (quinoa)
Lineage: Eukaryota; Viridiplantae; Streptophyta; Magnoliopsida; Caryophyllales; Amaranthaceae
Exons: 3
Coding region: 42-413 (123 amino acids)
Source: RefSeq, a predicted model, not a curated record
GGAAUCAGUUGGUCAAGAAGGUAGAUGAAGUGUUGGGAAAGAUGGCAAGAGAACCAUCAAUUCUCAGCCAAGAUGAAGAAAUAUUUGGAUCAGAGGAUUUUUUGAAUGCCAUAGCUCAAAUUGAGAAGGAACUGAUAGAGGCAAAUGAAGCGGAAAAAAAGAAAAUAGGAAAUGAGAAGGAAUAUGAUAUAAGGAAGGCAUUCAGUUUGGGUUGCAACUUAACUCCCCCAACUCCAACAACUGAAGCACAGAUUAAUGUUGCAGCCACAACUUCAACAACAACUGAUGCAAAUGUUUCUUCUAAGCCAGAAGAGGAAAGAGUUGGAGGUUCAAAUUCUGAAGAACCACAAGAUGGAGGAAAUUCAAAAAAAGGUAAAAAGUUCACUUAUAUAGUAUUAAAUGAAUAUUUGUGAUUGUAAGAUAUUCUUCUUUAAUGAUACUAAGUCUAUAUAUGUGUGAAUGCAAAUUAAUACAAAAAGCAUUAAACAAAGGUGAAGGUUCAAAAUCUGAAGCAUUAGAAGAAAAUGUUGAAGGAAAUUCAAAGAGUGGUACAAUGUUCACAUAUUACAAAUAAAUGAUCAAAUUAUUAAGUAUAAUGUUCAUUUCUAGUUAUAUUAAAUUUUUUUCAUGUAUUUUGUUUGCAGCAUCUGAUUCAAAAGUUGGUGAUCCCAAGACACCAACUGAAAAUAGGGAAGCUGCUGGAGAUAUUUCUACAAUCUUGAA